AUGGCUAUUCUCGCGCUCUUGUACCAAUCAGAAGUCGAACCACGUACACCGACCUCGCAAACGUUGGUCCUUGUGCUCCCGAAGACCUAUCAGAGUCCCAUCGGUGAUCUCCAUUCUCCGGUCAUUGGAAGAAACUCAGGUGGAGACGAAAGUUCGCGCUUCCCCACGCGCCUGAUCGCAUUCCGUGCGUGGCUCGAUGCGUGCGGAGGCAAAGGCGAUGCAACGCUGGGAGCUCCCCGGGCGGCUCUUUAA
This is a messenger RNA of Penicillium manginii, 252 nucleotides long. RefSeq lists its product as uncharacterized. The transcript has a single exon. NCBI's taxonomy places the organism in Eukaryota, Fungi, Ascomycota, Eurotiomycetes, Eurotiales, Aspergillaceae. The coding region runs from base 1 to 252 and encodes 83 amino acids. The record is from RefSeq and is a predicted model, not a curated record.